GAAGUACUGUGUACAUGCUGAGAUGUCUAUAACAUAGUAUCUCCCUGGUCUUAACAAUUGCAGAGUGUAAUUGCUCUCGUUAAAAUCUGAAGACGAUAAAAAUUUUCAAAAAUAUAAAAUUAUCCUGCCUGCAUUUUUAAUUGUCCCAAUGUCAUAUUUUUUAUCCUGAAAAGCAUCUUAUUUAUAGCAUUUUCAAUUUCCUUAAAUAUGAACAAACCCGAAAAAUAAAAUAUUUUGAUACAAAAUCUUGAUCAUCACCACUUUUAUCUAUUACAAUUGCCUGAAGUGCCAAAUUUUAUUGCUGAUAACAUUGUUAAAAUAUAACCUGAUUUGCCCUCUAAAUCAGUAUUCCACCAGAUGGUGCACAGUAAAGGUUGACUGAUAACCUUCAUAAAGAUAUGGAGGCCAUGCACUUCUUUGAGGGGGACAAAUAGAGGCUCCAAACACAAUAUAUAGUUUUGUUACUGACAUUAUGCCCAAUAAAACAUGAAUCUAUCAUGUGAAAGCAGUUUUUAAAUAAUUUAAAUAAAUCCAAUAAACGCUGUUAAUUUUUUCAAGUGGUGCAGGUCACAGCAGUGGCAUCUGGUAAAUGUGGACCAAUGAAUGCAACAUGAUUGUACACCUCUCUGUAGCAACCCUCUCUUCAUGCUCCUCCCCCUUUUACCACCAGCAAUACAACAACACCCAUCUUAAGAAGUUAGUACUGGGACUUUUCCAUAGGAGGAAGAUUUUUUUUCAAACUUGCAAAAAUUGUGGACAGUUGGACAUCAGGUAUUUCAAGAAAGUGCCUUUGAUUUAAAGACUUUCACUGCAAGUUUGAAACUGUGAUAGUUUUCAGGUAUUUAUACUAAGGUUUUCAAGCAGUUGUCCAGUUGACAAGUGUGUAGACUGCCACUAUGUCUGAUACAGAAGAAAAAUCUGGAUCUGCUGACAUUACAGCAAAGCCUCAAUUUGGCUCCAAUGUCUCCCUGAACAGUGAACCAACAGACCACAAGAUGGAGCCACCAUCUAACUUCAAGGUGAUAGCACCGUUCGCACUGGACAUGACUGACCGUGAUCCUACCAACAUGAAUGACCAUCUGAAGGUUCUCUUUGAGGAUGUGAUAGCAGAACCAGAAGGUACCCAUAGCUUUCAGACAAUAUGGCGGACAAGCUUUGCCACCUUCAGUGCAACCAAAAAAUGGACUUACCGCAUACUGAGUGCCAUCUGUGGCGUCCCAUGUGCCUUUUGCUGGGGCAUUCACUUUGCCUGUCUCACCUUCUGUAAUGUGUGGAGCGUGGUGCCCUCUAUAAAAAGCUACGGAAUUCAACUCAAGGCAAUUGGGACAGUAUUUGGAAUGUGCAUUCGUACAUUUUCUGACCCUUGCUUCGAGUCCUUCGGUCGCAUUUUUGGGCGUAUGCACCUUGAUCUGGUUCGGAAGUCAUCAAAGGAUACAGUGCUCAAUACCUGAGAUAAGACAAUUGUCAGUCCUCCUAUAGCAGUCACCUAUUACGUGAACUACAGCAAACCCUCAAUAAUUCAAACAACAUG
This is a messenger RNA of Lingula anatina, 1531 nucleotides long. RefSeq names its product caveolin-3-like. Gene Ontology annotation, biological process: caveola assembly. The record is from RefSeq and is a predicted model, not a curated record. NCBI's taxonomy places the organism in Eukaryota, Metazoa, Brachiopoda, Lingulata, Lingulida, Lingulidae. Gene Ontology annotation, molecular function: molecular adaptor activity. Gene Ontology annotation, cellular component: caveola.